Molecule: messenger RNA, 1437 nt
Organism: Postia placenta MAD-698-R-SB12
Lineage: Eukaryota; Fungi; Basidiomycota; Agaricomycetes; Polyporales; Adustoporiaceae
Exons: 10
Coding region: 1-1437 (478 amino acids)
Molecular function (GO): monooxygenase activity; iron ion binding; oxidoreductase activity, acting on paired donors, with incorporation or reduction of molecular oxygen
Source: RefSeq, a predicted model, not a curated record
AUGUGGGGGCUCAUCGUGUCCCUCAGCGUGCUCUGCCUUGUCGUUGUGAUCUUCAAGACCUCAUCUAAACGCCCUCCUUUGCCGCCAGGUCCCAAAGCCAAGUUCUGGACCGGGAAUGCCCACCAACUCCCCACCACCGAACCAUGGCUGACCUACGCUGUAUUGUCCCAGAUGCACGGACCUGUUGUCUAUUUCCGUGUGCACGGACGCCGAAUGCACGUUUUGAAUACUCUGAAGGUCGCCUUGGAUCUUCUGGAAUCUCGGGUAAGCUUGUACUCGGACAGACCCAUGGCAUGGAUGUACAAGGAACUAGUCGGCCGAGAGCUCGCUGUCUUCAACAUAUCAGUCAAGCACCCCCGUUUCAAGAUAUACAGAAAGCUCCUACAGAGCGGGUUGAACCAAAGAGCGACUCGGACAUACAGAGCAAUCCAAGAGGAAGAGACGAGGACUCUGUUCCUGGAGCUAGCAAGAAGUCCUGAACAAUUUGUGUCCCAUAUCCGGCGGAAUGCAGGCGCAGUGAUAUUGAAGGUCGCUUACGGCUGGACAGUUGCAGAAAAUGAUGAUGAUUUCGUCUUGCUUAUGGAAGAGUCGAUCAAGGUUCAUGCUGAGAUCGUCAAGCCUGGCAGAUGGCUGGUCGAUACGUAUCCCAUCCUUCGGUUCGUUCCGAAGUGGUUCCCGUUUGCCAACUUUCAUCGUCAAGCAGAGAUAUAUCGCAAGGAGUUUUCACGCAUCGACGCCGUCCCGCAUGCAUGGGCCAAGGAGCAAAUUGAGUCCGGACAUUAUUUGGACUCGUUCGUGUCUCUGAACCUCCGCCCCGACGAUGGUCACAUCCCGGACCCUGAAGAAGAAAAUAUGUUCAAAUGGUGCAGCAGUGCUUUGUAUGCCGGAGGCGCCGACACGGUUGUUGGCGUGGUAACCACUUUCUUCCUUCUGUCCCUCCAUCGUCAAGUCCAAAGGCGGGCACAAGCAGAGAUAGAUCGUGUCGUGGGAAACAUGCUUCCGAGUAUCGACGACGAACCUCAUUUGCCAUACGUCUCUGCUCUGCUCAAGGAGGUUUUGAGAUGGGCUCCAGUACCCCCGUUAGGUUUACCGCACAGAGUGGUUGAAGAUGAUAGCUACAAUGGCUACUGGAUCCCGAAAGGGACUACAGUCUACGCGAACAUCUGGUCAAGCUCUCAUAGCGGUCUCUGCCUCCUCAGGGUGCCGAACCGCAGUGAGAUCCACGCAAAUACAUUUUCGGAUUUGGCCGCCGAGUCUGCCCAGGUGCUCACUUCGCUGAAAUGUCCACUUUCCUGGUCAUUUCGAACAUUCUUGCCACAUUCAACAUCUCGAAAGCUCUUGACGGCACCGGUCGGGAGGUUGAGCCUCAAGUCGCCUUCAAUACUGCCGUCACAAGGGUCACUCGAUUCGGAGAAUGGAGCCGAUACGCUGGCAUAA